CCCGAGGAGCCGGCGGCCGGGCGUGCGGGGCGCGCGGAGCAGGUGCCGGCGAGCCCUUCGCAUGCGGCUGCCCGGCCGGAGGUGGUAGCGGCGCCGGGCGCGCUUCGCCCGCCCCUCCUCCGGGCAGCACUCGGGCUCUGGGGCGCGGGGACAUGUCGGUGGUGACAGGCAGCAGCGAGGCGGCCGGCGGGGCUGGCGGCGGUGGCGCGCGGGUUUUUUUCCAGAGUCCGCGGGGCGGUGCCGGCGGCAGCCCGGGCUCGAGCAGCGGCUCGGGCUCCUCCCGGGAGGACUCGGCGCCGGUGGCCACGGCCACUGCUGCCGGGCAGGUUCAGCAGCAGCAGCAGCAGCAGCGGCGCCACCAGCAGGGAAAAGUGACGGUGAAAUACGAUCGCAAGGAGCUGCGGAAGCGGCUUGUGUUGGAGGAGUGGAUCGUGGAGCAGCUGGGUCAGCUGUAUGGCUGCGAGGAAGAAGAAAUGCCAGAUGUAGAAAUCGAUAUUGACGAUCUUCUCGAUGCAGACAGUGAGGAAGAGAGAGCUUUAAAAUUACAGGAAGCUCUUGUAGACUGCUACAAACCAACAGAGGAAUUUAUCAAAGAGCUGCUUUCUCGGAUAAGAGGCAUGAGGAAACUGAGCCCUCCGCAGAAGAAGAGUGUAUGAUGCUGGAACAGGGUGGAACUCUCCCAGAGAUGAAGACAGGGUCCUGGGAUUUGGACUUCAUGAAGACUUUUGUUACAGAAUAGUUGUCCUUAUGAGCAACUUUUUUUUUUUUUGGUGUGUGUGGGGAAUCUAUUAGGCAUUUAUUCAAGAGCGUUUUUUUUUUUUAAGGUUUUUGUUAGUGUAAUAUUUUAAUAGCAAAGAUAUCACAACUCUGGCCACAGCCCAACCAAGGAUUAUCAAAGCAGGUGGACGUCCAAGGAUGGGCCGGGCCAGGCAACAUUUUCUGAAAGGACUCAGAUGUUUAGGUACCUUACGAUACAGGGAAGAUGGCUUUCUUACAACUAGUUUGAUAAUACUUUUUUCUCAAGUUGUAUAUUUGAUUCAGCUGUCAAAUCUCUCAUACUUGUAUAUAGCCAUGCAAAACUAAGUUAAAAUGUAGAUGUGAGUUUUAUUUCAUAUGGAUGGAAUAAACUUGUGGUCGUCCUUGAAUUGGAGGUCCCAGCACAUGUGUUUUCUAGAGGCCGCCAGGCAUUCUUCAUGUGACUGCUGCUGUCUGUCAACAUUCACUUUAUGCACCAAAGUGAAAGAAUUCAGUGUAUCCGCUGUUUUAAUGAGCUACACUACAAAAAUGUUGAGUUGGUCAAGGGCUUAAUUUAUGGACUUUAUAUUAUUUCAUUGGUUGGGAUGCUUUGCCAGGUCAUGUACUUAUCGCCUUGUUUGUGGUCUUUUAAAGUUUUAUGAACCCUUAAUUUGCAGAACUAACCUGAUUUCUAGAGAAAUGCCUACGCUAUCUGAGCAGUGUUUUGCAAUGGAAGAAGGAAGCCCUGUGUAGCAACGAAUUCUCUGCUUUCAACCAAAUACUUUGUAUUAUUCUCUCCCCGGGAAAGCAGAUCAAAAGGAAGUUAGCAGACUGUCUUGCUCCUUAGAAAUAGGUCCCUUCUAUGCCUGGUUGCAGCAGACUGGAGGGUGUGAAUGGCUUGUUGCAGAAGUGUAAAUGUAAGAAAGCCCGGCCUUCUCUUAAGACAGUCGUUAGUGGGGGAGCAUUUGCUGGUUUGGAAGUGUGGAGACUGCAUUUCCUGCUUCUCUCAAUUGGCUUAUUAUGGUGAGGACUUUGGGCUUUCCUGGCGCUAAUUGUGCACCCUGAUCCCCGUGCUUACAGCUAGGCCUGGGCACCUGCCCUGCCCCUCUUGGUUACAAAAUCAAAAUUUAGUUGAGAUGUGGGCAGGGUCAAAGGUUAAGAGUAGAAACUCUUCCUUCCCUCCAGGAGGCCCCUGCUGCCUCCCACAGAAACCCUACCUACGGGAGACGUCCCCAGGUGGCCCUGUCCAAGGAUGGGGGUCAGGCAUUUUAUAUCAAGGGUGCUCUGAACAUAUUUUAUUUUUUAAGAGAAAUAUGUUUGUGAAUUUUACGUAUACUGGCAAGCUUUCGAAAAUGUAUUUAAUUUUGUAAUGUUUACCAAUGAUUUAUUUACAAGCUAUUUACUCAAAUAAAUGGAGCUGCUUACAAGUC
This is a messenger RNA of Lemur catta (Ring-tailed lemur), 2165 nucleotides long. It is a transcript of the gene PPP1R14C, whose product is annotated as protein phosphatase 1 regulatory inhibitor subunit 14C. The transcript has 4 exons. Gene Ontology annotation, biological process: regulation of phosphorylation. NCBI's taxonomy places the organism in Eukaryota, Metazoa, Chordata, Mammalia, Primates, Lemuridae. Gene Ontology annotation, cellular component: cytoplasm. Gene Ontology annotation, molecular function: protein serine/threonine phosphatase inhibitor activity. The record is from RefSeq and is a predicted model, not a curated record. The coding region runs from base 153 to 656 and encodes 167 amino acids.